Leptopilina boulardi is the source of this 598-nucleotide messenger RNA. RefSeq lists its product as uncharacterized. NCBI's taxonomy places the organism in Eukaryota, Metazoa, Arthropoda, Insecta, Hymenoptera, Figitidae. Gene Ontology annotation, molecular function: proton transmembrane transporter activity. The transcript is spliced from 3 exons. Gene Ontology annotation, biological process: proton motive force-driven ATP synthesis. Bases 127 to 567 code for a protein of 146 amino acids. The record is from RefSeq and is a predicted model, not a curated record.
UCAAACCUCGAAAACUUUGUUUAAUUAAAAAACAUAUGAAUAUCAAUAUAACCUAAAUUUGUUAGAAACUUGGAAAUAUUUUCUAAUUUGACCUCUAAUUUUCCAAUUUACAUAAUCGAGAUAAAAAUGAAACCACUAGAUGUGUUGCCAUUAAAUGUCAGCCCUUUGAUAAAGUUAUCGCGAUGGAUGUUUUUAAUUGCUGGAAUAUAUCACGGAAUAGUGAAGCACAGAGAAUACAAAAUUGAAGCGGACAAAUUUCGUAAAGAGGAAGAAGAAAUGAAACUAAUAAGAAAAGAACAAUUUGCUCGCGAGCAAAAUUUAAGAAAUCAGGAGACUGCACGAGAACUCGCCGAAGCUUUAACUGGUUUACGUGUUGAAUUCAAAAAAGUAUUUUCUUCAGAAAAUAAUGACAAUUCGUCAUCAGAAAAUGAAUUAACAUCAAUUGACAAAUCUCAAAUAAAAAUUAAUACCAUUGCUACUGAAUCUUCUUCACAUGAUAAAUCCACAUCAACUAAUGAAUUUAUUUUUAAAGAUGAUUCCAAUUCAAUAAACGAUGAUCAAAAAUAAUAAAAAAAGAAGAUUGAAAAAUACUAUUUUU